Molecule: messenger RNA, 2700 nt
Organism: Brassica rapa (field mustard)
Lineage: Eukaryota; Viridiplantae; Streptophyta; Magnoliopsida; Brassicales; Brassicaceae
Source: RefSeq, a predicted model, not a curated record
UUUGGUUAUUGUUUUUAAAUUUUGGAUGUAACUUUUUGUUAAUUGCUGAAAUAAAAAAUUUGACAUGCAUUUUAAGCAAAUAGCAAAUCAUCUUCUACGUAAUUGUAUGUAUAUCAUAUGAAUUUAAAGUAUGUGAAGUAUCAAUAUAAAUAUUUUAUAUAAAAUGAAAGAUGUUAAACAUACGUUAAUGGAGUUAAAAUUAAGGGUUUAUUUCACGAGAUUUUUAGUUGAAGGUUUAUUUUUACGAUAUAUUUCUAUUACGAGUUUUGAAGCCCAUAUAAAAAUAGGUCAAAUAAAUUUGUAACCGACGAAUAAGCUGAUGGGCCAAAGUGCAAAGCCCAACACCAACCGACAUGUAUGAUGGCAAAACCGUAACCGACUUUAACUUGCUGCAUCUCGGCCGUUCAUUCGACUUCCUUCACCUCUAUUUAAGAAUCAAAACCUCUUCAUAUUUUACGGCGUUUCAGACAAAAAGAAGCUAUCUCCAGCUUUUUAUUCUUCUAAUUUUAAUGUUUAUUCUAAACUUUUGAUGCUGACAAAGAAAAUUCGACAACCCAAUUAAAUAAACUGAGAAAAUUCUUACGAAAUAUACUUGUCUACUGAUUUGAUUUGCUUUGGUUCCAAGUAUUUUCGAAAUUUAGGGUUUAUUUUCAAUAAGGCAAUCUCGGUUAAGUGUUUGCGUCUGUUUUGUUGUGUCUAAGAUGAUGAAUACACAACUUCCUCCACCGUCGCUGAUGAUUAAGUCUCAGAUUAUGAGUCAGAGCUUGAAUAUUCAUUGGAGUAUGGCUAUGAACAAGCAACAACAAGUGAUAAACCUGGCUCAAUCUCAAUCUCAGCCUCUAAUGGUGAAUUUCCCAAACUUUAGCCUUAACCCUAAUUCGGUAAACCAUAGUAACUAUGGGAAGCAGCGACAUGGUUCAUGUUCAGGUUGUUACAAGCCUCGGGCUUUGAAUAAGCUUCAGUCUAACAGGAAGUUAUACCUAAAGAACAAAUAUGGUAAUAGAUAUGUUCCUUAUGCUCCACGGAACACAAGCUCUUUUAUUAUCCGGGGAAAGAAAUCUGGUGGCAUUGCUGAUUCAGUGUCUCCAUCCCUUGUAACGCCGUCGGUGUUGCCUUCUCCGGUGUUCUCUCCAUCGGUAGAGGUUUUGGGCAAUAUGGUGAAGGAGGAAUGGGGAGUUGAUGUGUAUGGAUCAAUGGAGGGGUUGGUUAGGCUGAGAUCUGAUGGUAUUCAUGAAUUAGAACCGUUUGAUGAAGAUGAAGGAGGGUCGUGUAAGAGUGAUGUGGAGGAGCAUGCAGAGGUUGAGACGAGACUAGACAAGGACUUGAGCCAAGUUGAGAUGGUAUGUCCGAAUGAUGGUGCUAGGUUUGAGUAUAACAAUGACUUGGAAAACAGAGUUGAUGAUCAGAAUAAGCAUAUUGCUCAACUAGAGGAAGAGAACUUAACUGUAAAGGAGAGGUUGUUGUUGAUGGAGAGGGGGUUUGGUGAUUUUAUGAGAAGGUUAGAGUGUCUUGAAAGGGGGAAUAUGGUUGUUGGUGAAAAUGGUAAUGGGAAGGUUGUAGAGAAUGAGUCUGUAAGGGAGAGUAAAACUCAUAGCUCUGGUGCCUCUCCUAGUGGGGAGGCAAGGAAAACCUAUUUGGCUGCUGAAGAUGUUUGUAUGCAGGAUAUGGUGAGGGACGAGGCUACAGGGAAUGAAAUCAACAAUGCUGACAAGGGCAAGGUAGGUGAAGCAAAGAGUCUAAACAGGCAAGAAAUUGAGGAUGAAGCUGAAAAGAAUUCUGCAGGACAGCAUCGUGAAGGGGCCAAUUCUGAUGUGGUUGGGAACUAGGGAAUGCGUAUAUGAUAUUUUCGCCAGGCACUAUGAUUAGAUGUUUUUCUCCUAUGAUUUAGAUUCUCACUUUUAUCAAGUUUUUCUUACUUAUUUCUUUAUUUGGGUUUUGCAAACUGUAACUGGAAUCCGAUUUUGACCCAUAUAUGCUUUUUGGGUUUAACUAAUAAUUUCUUUGAUUUAGAAAAAAAUGUGCCAUAUUUAAAAGUAAAAUUUUGCAAUAUUAAAUUUGAUCUAUAGGGCUGAAUAAAAAACCCGAAUCCGAAGAACCAAACCAUAUCCGAUCCGAAAAAGUAGAACUGAAUCUUAAUCGAACUUGGUUAAAUAUCUGAACGAGUUUGCAAUUUAAGUAACUAGCGAACCGAAACUGAAUCUGACAUGAACCUAAGUAUUGUGGGUAUCCAAAUGUAUCUGAAAUAGGUUUACAUACUUAAAUGUAUUAAUUGUUUUUAAAUUUAAUAAAUAAAAAUAUCUAAACAUGUAAGAUAUUUUGAAGUUGUCUAAAAGUAAAUGUAAAAAAUAGCUAAACAACACUCAGAACACUAAAAAUACUUGAAAUAUCUGUUAAUUCACUAUCUAAAUAUUCAAGCUAAACCAAUUUAUAUGUAAAUUUUAAGUAUUUUGCAUAUAUUAUUCUAUUUUAUAUAUAAUAUAUUAUUUUAUCUUUAAAUAUAAAGUAUAUAUGAAUUUUAAAUUUUAAAAAUAGUUUAAAUGGAUUAUUCGUAUCCAAAUCGAACCUAAAAAGAUCCGAACCGACCCCAAACUGAAAUUUAUAAAUACUCAAAUGAGCCUGAAAUUUUUAUGGUUAAUUGACUUCUUGUAUCGACCUUAUACAGUUUAAUUAUAAUACAAAUAUGUUGUUCAAAAAAAAGAU